Molecule: messenger RNA, 2588 nt
Organism: Tachysurus vachellii
Lineage: Eukaryota; Metazoa; Chordata; Actinopteri; Siluriformes; Bagridae
Gene: klhl27
Product: intracisternal A particle-promoted polypeptide
Exons: 10
Coding region: 391-2163 (590 amino acids)
Molecular function (GO): protein binding
Source: RefSeq, a predicted model, not a curated record
UCGAGGUUUUUCGGAGUUCGGCCAUCUGACCGUCAGGUCUGAAUGUUGAUCACAGAGAAAUCGAUAGAAAUGCGGAAGUGCUGUGUUGAGCUGCGGUGAAAAUAAUCAUUAUACAACCCAAAACACGGCUGGAACAUGCUGAUAUGAGGAGAUUUUAUACACCUGAUGAUCUGGAUCUCACACUGACUUCAUGAUCUCCAGCUUUUGACAGGAUUCAGAGAUAUAUAAUAUAUAAUAAAUUAAACACAUGUAUAAGAGCAGAAUCACUUUGCUACCACUGUGACCUUUGAACCUUCAUGACCUCUUAUACAAUGUCCUGUCAGAAACCAUGUCUGCUGUUUUAAGUCAUUUGUAGGUAACGGCGGGUUUGAGGGUCGUCCCAUCACCACAAUGUCGUCCAUGAUCUCGGGUGUGAGCGACAUCAGAGCUACAAGAAUAAAGGAUGGUUCUUGUCGUUCUUCUGAGCAUCAUGCACACUUGCUGCUGGCUCAGAUGAAUAAGAUGCGUCUGCACUCAGAGCUGUGUGAUGUGCGUCUGCUGGUAGGAGGUCGGGCGUUCCGGGUCCACCGGUUGGUCCUGGCGGCCAGCGGGCCGUACUUCUCUGCCCUCUUUAACUCAGCCAUGAGCGAGGCACGUGAGGAGGAAGUGCACAUCGCUGGGGUGGACCCAGAUGUGUUUGAGUGUCUUCUGGAGUUUAUAUACACAGGCUGUGUGGAGGUGACGGUGGAGAACGUUCAGGAUCUCAUGAUGGCGGCCGACAUGCUGCAACUCGGCGAGCUCGUGCUUAUCUGUGGAGAGUUUCUGAGGAGCCACAUGGAGCCGAGUAACUGUGUCGGAAUUUAUCAGUUCCUGGAACAGAUCAGCUACAACGAACUCCUGGAGUUCACUCAGAACUACAUCCACGCCCACUUCCUACAGGUGUGUGAGGAGGAGGAGUUCUCCAGCCUGUCGAAGGAUCAGCUUGCAUGCUUGCUGCGCAGUGAGGAGUUGAGGAUCGAGGACGAGUAUCAGGUGUUUACGGCGGCCAUGAGCUGGCUUCUCCAUGACAUCACACACAGGAAGAAGCACGUGGUGGAAGUUCUGGAGCCGAUCCGCUUCCCCCUGCUGUCUCCUCAAAGGCUCUUCGCCUACAUCGAGGGAGUGAGUGACUUCAGCCUGCGGGUGGCGCUGCAGACCCUGCUGAGAGAAUACACAGAGUCAACCAAAACCCCUAAAGACUCCAAAACAGUCGCACAACCGUCAAAGACUCGGCCUCGUCGGAAAGCGCGCAAAUACCUCUAUGCCAUUGGAGGUUACACACGUCUGCAGGGAGGCAGAUGGAGUGACAGUCGAGCCUUGAGUUGUGUGGAGCGAUUUGAUUCGUUCAGUCAGUUCUGGACCACGGUCUCCUCCCUCCAUCAGGCCCGCAGCGGCCUGGGCGUCGCCGUCCUCGACGGCAUGAUCUACGUCAUCGGAGGUGAGAAGGACUCGAUGAUCUUCGACUGUACGGAGCGCUACGACCCCGUUACCAAACAGUGGGCUGCUGUCGCAUCACUCAACUUCCCACGCUGUGGAGUCGGGGUGUGUCCGUGCAACGGGGCUCUCUAUGCACUCGGAGGCUGGAUUGGUUCUGAAAUCGGGAAGACGAUGGAGCGUUAUGAUCCUGAGGAGAAUAAGUGGGAGGUGAUCGAGAACAUGCCCGUACCACGAUACUACUUCGGCUGUUGUGAGCUACAAGGUUCCGUCUAUGUGAUUGGUGGGAUCAGCGACGAGGGGGUGGAGCUUUGUUCAGCCGAGGUCUACGACCCCAUUUCCCGCCGCUGGCGAGCUCUGCCGGUCAUGAUGACACGGCGGGCGUAUGUGGGUGUGGCCUCGAUCAAUAACGCCAUCUAUGCGGUGGGGGGAUGGAACGAGGCUCUCGGAUCGCUGGACACUGUGGAGAAAUACUGUCCUGAGGAGGAGCGGUGGGUGGAGGUGGCGUCCAUGUCGGUGGCACGUGCCGGGGUUAGCGUAGCCGCUGUUAACGGUCUGCUGUAUGCCAUCGGUGGUCGGAACUCUGGGAGGGAUUUCUCGGCUCCGGUCACUGCGGACUCGGUGGAGAUUUACGACCCGCUCCUGGACACGUGGACUGAAAUAGGAAACAUGAUCACUAGCCGCUGUGAUGGGGGCGUGGCUGUGCUCUGAUGCUCCUCCCCUUUACAUGUUUACGAGUCUGUUACAUGAAGUACUCGAUGUUUAUACCUGUACUCCAAAUGCUACGAGCUUGCUAAGUCACAAAUUUUGUAUUAUUGUUAAUAAGAAAACCGUAAGCAUGGUCACAUGAAGGGGCGUGGCCACACUCUCACAGACUCCACCCCUUUCUGUCUAGUUCUCAAGCAUUAUUGCUAAGCUAACAGCGUUCAUUCCAUCAUCUUCUGUUCUAACAUUCUGACUGAAAUUUAACGAGUGUUCAAAAAGAUUUCAAAACAUUUAACACAGACAUUUGUACAGCUAUGAUGAAAGACAUUUCUGUGUUGGUGUGUUAGUGUGUGUUGGUGUGUGUUAAUGUCAUGUUACUUUUCAUGCCACACAUUUCCUACAGUUCAGAUUAAACUAGCAUUUUAAAAUCA